This is a messenger RNA of Dictyostelium discoideum AX4, 1014 nucleotides long. RefSeq lists its product as hypothetical. NCBI's taxonomy places the organism in Eukaryota, Evosea, Eumycetozoa, Dictyosteliales, Dictyosteliaceae. Bases 1 to 1014 code for a protein of 337 amino acids. Gene Ontology annotation, cellular component: extracellular region. The record is from RefSeq and is a predicted model, not a curated record. Gene Ontology annotation, biological process: negative regulation of Wnt signaling pathway. The transcript is spliced from 3 exons.
AUGAAGAUAUUAUUUUAUUUUUGUUUAAUUUUAUUUUGUAUUAAAAGUAUAAAUGGUGCAUGUACACAAUAUCAAUGUUUAAAUAGUGGAGAUGGUUGUACUAGAAAAGGUACAUAUUGCCCACCAGGUACAUACUGUGAAAUUACUUUCGAUAAUCCAUUAUGUACAGAAUCAAAGAAAAUUUUUGAUUCUUGUUCAUAUCAAGCUCAAUGUGAUUCAGGUUUAGUUUGUUAUAAUGAAGGUGAUGAUCAAUAUUGUGCAAAUAUUAAAUAUAAAGGACAAGGUGAAAGUUGUAAAAAAGAUAUAGAAUGUUCAGAUUCAAUGAGUUGUACAAAUAAAACAUGUACAUAUAGUGGAACCUCAUGUAAAGCUUAUACAUGUAAAACAGGACAAUUUUGUAAUUCCCAAAAAACAUGUCAAUCAUUUUUUGCCGAUGGUACUCAAUGUACAAAAGAUUUAGAAUGUAAACCAAAUAGUAGAUGUAUAGUUACUUCCAAUGCUAAAAUAUCAAAAUGUACAUCAAUUAAUUCAUUAGGUGCUGGUUUACCUUGUAAUUCCGCUGAUUCAUGUGAUAUUGGUUUAAAUUUAGUUUGUUUCCAAGGUUAUUGUUCAGAAUAUAAAUCAGCAUUUGAUAGUAAUUCAACAUGUAGUGAUAAUACACAAUGUAUAUCAGAUAAAGCGCAAUGUAUUUGUGAUUCAGUUAAAGUUCCAACAGGUCCUGGUACAUGUCAAGAAAUCUAUUCAAUUGGAUCAACUUGUAAAAAAGAUAAAUUAAAUUAUUACAAUUGUAUAGCAGAAUCAAAUUGCCCAUUACAAGUUACAAAUAAAAAUAGUAAUGAAACUUGUAUUUCCAAAAAAUGUGGUGAUCUUAAAUGUAAAUAUGAAGUAUCUUGUGUAAACUCUGAUUAUCAAUGUGGUAAAGGUCCAGUUUGUAGUGAUUCUUCAUUUUUAAAACAUUCUUCAUUAUUAUUUUUAUUAUCAUUAAUUAUUUCAAUGGUAGUAAUAUUAAUUUAA